AAUGUAGCCGUGUAGACGCACCCAUUUGUGUGCUGGCUAUAAAAGCGCAGCUCGCAAUGCCGCGCAGCUCAGUUGAGGCAACGACGUGGAUGGACGCGAUAUGGCCACAAUAGAGGGACAAGAGGAGAAGCCCAGCUGCCUGCUGCCGGGGCCAGAGCUGUUGGCCUUGCCGAACUUCGACUAUCAACGUGCCAGCAUCACUUCGGCGGCGUUAAGUGAUGUGCCCAGUGAUGUGAUUAUCAAAUCCCGGAUCAGAUACGGCAGUCGUCUGUCCGCCUGCAAGGGAAUGCUGCUGGAGUACUCGAAGAGCACCACCAUCCAUGGCAUACGCUACAUAUUCGAGCUGCAUCGCCCCAUAUACGAGAAUUUGGAGCGUAUGGCAGCCACCAUGCACAUUUGUGACUCGGAUGUUGCUAAGAGGUUUGCGCCGAUUCUGUCAAAGCUGCAUAGCCAGCAAACGGAAAAUGUGACGGAGACGUUGGUGGAUUUGAGCAUCUCGAAGAAUGAGACGGGUCCGUUUUGUCGCUGGAAUGGCCGGUUCUACUUUUGCUACGAGCUCUUUGACUUUGUGGCCACGGACGAGGGCAUUUGCUAUCAGUUCAACGGUUUGCGACCCAAGGAUAUUUAUCGCGAUGAGCGUUUCMUCAGCUAUGUGGAUCCGGACGUAGUUGACUUUCAGAACUACUUUGACACAAAAUUGCCCAGACUAAAUGAAAUUCGGGGCAACUGGUCGCUGUCGACGGGCUAUGUGGAUCAGGGCCAGAACUCGUAUCCCCAGCGCACUGUGGCCUCAUCGGUUGCGAAAGGGUUCUUUGCCUUCUUACAGGGACUAGAGCACAAUUACGACUACGAUUGCCGUAGCUUUAAGCAGGGCUAUAAGGUAUUUCUCAACUCUCCAGAGAGUGUGCCGGUCACAUCGAACAAUUAUAUUCUGGUGCCCCAUGGCCAUGAAGUCAUGGUUAGCGUGUUGCCCAGCUAUGUCGUGUCCACGAAUAAUUUACAUGAAAUUACAGCUGAAAAGCGUCAGUGCUUCUUCGAUGAUGAACGCCAUCUCCGGUUUUUCCGCAGCUAUUCGCAGAGCAAUUGCCAGACCGAGUGCCUGGCCAACUUUACAAUGACAAAGUGUGGCUGUGUCAAGUUUUGGAUGCCCAAGCCCUUGGAUGUGCCAGUAUGCGGACUUGAGAAGAUUGACUGCUACACUAAGGCACAGGACGAACUCUAUGCCCUAUUGCAGAAUCAGACCGUACAUCAGAGYGUCGAUCCCAAUACCAAGGUCAUGUGCAACUGCAUGCCCGCAUGCACCUCCUUGGAAUAUAACUUUGAGAUAUCCCGUGCCUUCUAUAAUCUGGAAAAAACAUUAGUAGCUUUUCGUGAAGUCUACGAGCACAGUGAUGCGAUUGGCUCGCGCCUGACCGUCUACUUCAAGGAGCAUCAGUUCACGGCUAUAAAGCGAACCGUUCUCUAUGGCGUCUCUACGUUGAUAUCCAAUUGUGGCGGUAUCUUUGGCUUGUUUAUGGGCAUCUCCAGCCUCAGCUUCAUUGAGCUCGUAUACUUCUUCUCGAUGCGCAUUUGCGGUAGCUGCAGUCAGCGGCGCAAACGCAAGGCGAUAAUAUUCCCGAAGGAACAGGAUGAAGUUCCCAUUGAUCCAUGAUGAUGAGGAUGAUGAUGUGGAUAU
Messenger RNA from Drosophila arizonae, 1675 nucleotides. Its product is annotated as pickpocket protein 28. Gene Ontology annotation, biological process: sodium ion transmembrane transport. Gene Ontology annotation, cellular component: plasma membrane. The record is from RefSeq and is a predicted model, not a curated record. Lineage: Eukaryota; Metazoa; Arthropoda; Insecta; Diptera; Drosophilidae. Gene Ontology annotation, molecular function: ligand-gated sodium channel activity.